GAUCAUUUCACUGUGUUCUGCUGUAAACUGAGCGCAGAACCAGAAGCAAAUAGACCAGACCUUGAAUAUCUAGAAGAGCAGCGUGGCCUGAACCACAACUGAGCCGCAGCCGGUGCAACAUGGACGAGGACACUUCAGAGCAAGUUGGACCCUCAACCACAAAAGGUCAGGACCACAGACUGAGAGCAGAGUCUCCAGGGUCCAGCUGUCUGUCUCUGAAGAGUGACCGGUCCAUGAAUCAUCCUCUAGUCUUCAGUAAAGAACCUGGACCCUCACCCACAGAGGAGAGGAAGAGGAGUCAUGUUCCUGAGGAGGAGCAGUCGUCCUGCUGUGCUUCGUGUCAGGACGUCCUGAAGGAUCCAGUCUCCACCAGCUGUGGACACUGGUUCUGCAGACAGUGCAUCACCUCAUACUGGGACCAGUCUUGCUCUUCAGGAGACUCCUCCUGUCCCCAGUGUGGACAAAGAUCCAGAACAGGAGCUGGAGGUCAGACAGCCGGUCAGAGCAGCACUGUACAUGUGUCUGCUGAUGUCUUCACUUCUGACAACAGCACAUGUGGUUUUAUUUUGUUCCUUCAUACAGCAUCAACAUUUAACAUCGUUAGAAAAGCACAAAGUUAAAAAGCUUUUAUUUUCUCUAGUUUUUCUGUAUCUGAUGAAAACAAUCAGCAGAUUCUCAGAUUCUCUGUCUCUCACAUUGUUUCUUGUCUUUCAGCAGAUCGUGGUCUG
Molecule: messenger RNA, 728 nt
Organism: Platichthys flesus (European flounder)
Lineage: Eukaryota; Metazoa; Chordata; Actinopteri; Pleuronectiformes; Pleuronectidae
Product: E3 ubiquitin-protein ligase RNF170-like
Exons: 3
Coding region: 120-620 (166 amino acids)
Source: RefSeq, a predicted model, not a curated record